UACAGUGAACAGCACACACACGGCGGGUUCUGUUGAACUGUACACAAUAACAUGGCGACUGUCGUGUGAGUGAGAAUUUGUGAGCUCUGUUGUCAUGUUUCUACACGGAAGAACACACAUUUUGGGAACAAGAUAUUUACACAAGCAACUGGUUUUGGUUUUCUGAAGCCUAUGUCUGUGUAGGAACUUUAUUCAGUCCUUCUGCCAUGGGGAAGAACUCCAGUAAGCUGAGCACUACGGAAAUAAAGGUGUUGCAAGAAUGCACUUAUUUUGACAAGAAAGAAUUACAGCAAUGGCACCGAGACUUCAUGAAAGACUGCCCCAGUGGAGCCCUUAGAAAAGAAGAAUUCCAGACGAUAUACCAACAAUUCUUCCCCAAUGGGGACCCUUCCAAGUUUGCCAGUUUUGUCUUCAACGUAUUUGAUGCGGAUAAGGAUGGCUACAUUUCCUUCAAAGAAUUCAUCUGUGCCUUAUCUGUCACAUCCAGAGGGACGCUCGAUGAGAAGUUAGACUGGGCAUUUAACUUGUAUGACUUGGAUCAGGAUGGUUUCAUCACUAAGCAAGAGAUGCUCGAUAUCGUAGAUGCAAUUUAUAAGAUGGUGGGUAACAUGCUUGAUCUUCCGCAAGAUGAAGACACACCAGAGAAGAGAGUCAAUAAAAUAUUCGGCCAGAUGGAUUCGAAUAAAGACGGCAAGCUGACAAAAGAAGAGUUCCGAGAAGGCUCCAAAUGCGACCCCUGGAUCGUUCAAGCUCUCUCGCUAGAAAUUCCACAGUGACCCAGGUUAAGGGUUAAAGCCUGACUCAAGGUCGUAGGAAGAAGAGGCAGCUCUUUUUGUACAAAAGAAUAAUCUAUACAUUUCCAGAGUCUUCUUCCAUCAUUGGGAUGUGGUCUGAUUUCUGCCUCCUUGGUUAAUGGUGCAUGAAAUGAGACAGGGUGGUACUCAGGUCAUCUUUGACCUAUGAUAGAAAGAGGUCACAUGCUCCAUUCGUUUAAAAGGAACUCCUGGACAGAAAUAACUCCAAAGGUUUCAGAAACAUUCUAAAUUUUCUGGAAAACGGAAUGAUCACCAAGUGAUAUACAAGUGUAUUACGCAUAGUAAGACACAUAACUCCAAAUAUAAAAAUGGUUCUAAACGAAAACGAAAAUUACAAAAACAUGUUGUGCCCACCGAUCAAUUUAACAAAUGAGACUGGGUAAUUACCUCACUUCCCACCCAAUCCCCUUAUUCAAGAUACACGAAAGUGAAAUGAAAAUCUGGUGCAGUGUUGUUUGAUAUUGAUUUUACAUAAAGAAUUUCUGAAAACAAAUUUAGUGGCAACCUCUCUAUCUCUGAACUCCAAAUGACCCUUCUAAGCCAUUAGACUGCUUGUAAUUCUAUACAGCAUCCAUGGACUGGGUGUUUGGAUGUUCUAGUUGCUACAUUGCCAGCAACAAGGAGCAAGUUCAAGUGUGCACCAUGGUUAACUAAAGGUUCUGUAUUUUGACUCGAACCCAGGCUGUUUGACCAAUGGUUGACUACUGUGGUUGACCAUUUGGAACCAGCCCCAGGACCAUGGUUUCUUCCAUGUUCUCGAUAGCCUGUUUCAUGCUAAUGACAGACUUUGAGGCGCUAGGUGGCAGCAGAC
Messenger RNA from Asterias rubens (European starfish), 1626 nucleotides. RefSeq names its product calcium-binding protein NCS-1-like. Gene Ontology annotation, molecular function: calcium ion binding. The transcript is spliced from 8 exons. The record is from RefSeq and is a predicted model, not a curated record. The coding region runs from base 207 to 776 and encodes 189 amino acids. Lineage: Eukaryota; Metazoa; Echinodermata; Asteroidea; Forcipulatida; Asteriidae.